AUGGCACCCAAAACUCAAACACCAAGUAAAGGUUCAAAAAAGGCUGUUACAAAGUCAUCCAAGGGCCAAAAAGGUGAUAAAAAAGUUCGACGACGAAGAAAGGAAACAUAUUCUAUCUAUAUUUACAAAGUUUUAAAACAAGUUCAUCCCGAUACAGGUAUCAGUUCAAAAGCAAUGAGUAUAAUGAACUCAUUCGUGAAUGAUAUUUUUGAACGUAUUGCUGCUGAAUCAAGUCGUUUGUCUCAUUACAAUAAACGUUCAACAAUAUCAAGUCGAGAAAUACAGACAGCCGUACGUCUAUUAUUACCGGGAGAACUCGCCAAACAUGCUGUUUCAGAAGGUACAAAAGCUGUUACAAAAUAUACAAGUGCAAAAUAA
Molecule: messenger RNA, 378 nt
Organism: Didymodactylos carnosus
Lineage: Eukaryota; Metazoa; Rotifera; Eurotatoria; Philodinida; Philodinidae
Source: the annotation of a GenBank genome assembly